This is a messenger RNA of Quercus robur (English oak), 3321 nucleotides long. RefSeq names its product probable LRR receptor-like serine/threonine-protein kinase At1g56130. Gene Ontology annotation, molecular function: ATP binding; protein binding; protein kinase activity. The record is from RefSeq and is a predicted model, not a curated record. The annotation marks the transcript as partial. The transcript is spliced from 24 exons. NCBI's taxonomy places the organism in Eukaryota, Viridiplantae, Streptophyta, Magnoliopsida, Fagales, Fagaceae. Gene Ontology annotation, biological process: protein phosphorylation.
GUUGGGUUUAUUGAACUUCCAACUUCAAUUUGGAAUUCAUGUCAGGACCACCCUCAUCCAUGUUUGCCUUUACCUUCUUAUGCUCUCUUAAUCAUCACUAGCCUUGUUAAUGUUGCUCAUGCCCAGAAUCAAACAAAAGCUGCUGCAGAUCCUAAUGAAGUGAGAGCUUUAAACUCAAUCUUUCAAGAAUGGAAGAUAUCACCAAUCCCGGGUCAAUGGAAUAUAAGCGGGGAGCCAUGCAGUGGUGCUGCAAUCGACAACACCAGCUUUACAGACACGGAUUACAACCCUUUUAUCAAAUGUAAAUGUUCAUACAAAAAUGGCACCGUUUGCCAUAUCCUUGAACUGAAGGUUUUUGGAUCGGACGUUGAUGGUGAGCUGCCAGACGAGCUAUGGACUUUGACUUUCCUCACCAAUGUGGAUCUAGGCCUAAAUUACUUAACUGGUCCCAUCCCUGCAUCCAUUGGCAACUUAACUGGAUUGCAAUACCUGAACUUUGGCAUUAACAGAUUAUCAGGAAAGCUUCCAAAGGAACUUGGGAAGCUUACUAAUCUAUUAUCACUGGCAUUUGGGUUUAACAACUUCUCUGGUCCUCUGCCAUCUGAGCUUGGGAAUUUAACCAAAUUACAACAAUUGUAUGCUGAUAGUUCUGGAGUCAGUGGCGAGGUCCCGCCAACAUUUGCUAAUCUAAAGAACCUGAAUGUAAUGCUGGGAUCAAACACUGGGCUCACUGGUCGGAUACCUAGCUUCAUAGGGAAUUGGUCAAAUCUUCAAACCUUGAGGCUUCAAGGAAACUCUUUUGAAGGCCCUAUACCAUCGUCAUUUUCCAAUUUAACUUCUUUGACGGACUUGAGAAUAGGUGAUUUAUCUAAUGGUAGCUCUUCACUGGCAUUCAUUAAGGAAAUGAAGUCUCUAAGCAUCUUGAUUCUAAGGAAUAACAACAUUUCUGACUCAAUUCCAGUUACCAUUGGAGAAUACCAAUCCUUAUGGCAGCUGGAUUUGAGCUUCAACAGCAUAACUGGACAGAUUCCAGACUCGCUUUUCAGCAUGAAUUCGCUCUCUCACCUGUUUCUUGGAAACAAUAAAUUAAAUGGUACCCUGCCAGCAUCAAAUUGUUCGACUCUUCACAAUAUAGAUUUGUCCUACAAUAAUUUAGUUGGGAGCUUUCCUUCUUGGAUCAACGAAGAAAAUCUUCAACUCAAUAUAGUUGUCAACAACUUCACUAUCGGAAGUUCAAACAGCAGUGGUUUGCCUUCAGGUUUGAACUGUCUUCAGCGGAACUUCCCUUGCAAUCGAGGGUCUGGAAGUGGAAUCUAUUAUAAUUUUUCAAUCAAGUGUGGUGGUCCGCAGAUCACUUCUUCUGGGAUUGUUUAUGAUAGGGAUAAUGAGACACUUGGUCCAGCUACAUAUUAUGUGACUGACACAAAGAGGUGGGCAGUUAGCAAUGUUGGAUAUUUUCUUGAGAGCAACAAUCCUCAGUAUGAAAGUUCUACAUCUUCUCACAUUACAAAUACUUCAGAUGUAAGGCUGUUCCAGACAGCACGAAAUUCUGCUUCUUCAUUAAGAUACUAUGGCUUGGGGUUGGAGAAUGGCAAUUACACUGUGAUUCUCCAGUUUUCAGAGACAGCUUUCCAAGGUUCAUUUAAGUGGAACACUCUCGGGAUACGCCUCUUUGAUAUUUAUAUCCAGGGGAAUCGUGUUUCGAAGGAUUUUAACAUAGAAAAGGAGGCAGGUGGCGUCACAUUUAGAGCUGUCCAGAAGGAAUUUACAGCUCAGGUAUCUGAAAAUUAUCUUGAAAUCCAUCUUUUUUGGGCUGGGAAGGGGACUUGCUGCGUACCUUCUCGAGGUACUUAUGGACCUUCUAUUUCAGCUAUCAGAGUAACUCCAGAUUUCAUACCUACUGUCAGUAACAGCCUUCCAACCAGAAAGAAGAAUAGGACUGGUCUGAUUGUGGGGAUAAUUGUUGGUGCACUUGUAAGCUUUCUUACCAUUUUUGCAGUAUUGUGCUUUUUUUGCAGGAAAAAAGGAGCUCACACCAAGGAAGAUGAAGAUUUCCUUGGGAUAGAUGCUAGACCAUACACUUUCAGUUACAGCGAACUAAGGACUGCUACAGAUGACUUUAGUCCUUCUAAUAAGCUUGGAGAAGGGGGAUUUGGACCUGUGUAUAAGGGAACACUUAUUGAUGGCAGAGUAAUUGCUGUGAAGCAGCUUUCAGUAGCAUCUCAGCAAGGAAACACCCAAUUUGUAACUGAGAUUGCUACUAUAUCUUCUGUACAACACCGUAAUCUUGUGAAGCUUUAUGGAUGCUCUACAGAAGGAGAUAAACGACUUCUUGUUUAUGAGUAUCUGGAAAACGGGAGUCUUGAUCAAGCAUUAUUUGAACAAAGAAGUUUGAAUAUCGAUUGGCCAACUCGUUUUGAUAUAUGCAUGGGAAUUGCAAGAGGUAUAGCUUAUCUUCACGAGGAGUCAAGGCUUCGAAUUGUACAUAGAGAUGUGAAGGCCAGUAAUAUUUUGCUCAACUCAGAAUUUAUCCCCAGAAUUUCAGAUUUUGGUUUAGCCAAACUUUACGAUGAUAAAAAGACACAUUUAAGCACCCGUGUUGCAGGGACAUAUGGGUAUCUUGCGCCGGAGUAUGCAAUGCGUGGACACCUUACAGAAAAGGUUGAUGUGUUUUCCUUUGGUGUUGUGGCUUUAGAGAUUGUAAGUGGCAGGCCUAAUGCUGACUCAAGCGUAGAAGAAGAGAAGCUAUAUCUUCUUGAAUGGGCUUGGCACCUACACGAAAAUGAACGUGAUAUCGAACUGGUGGACUCGAAAUUAUCUGAGUAUAGUGAGGAAGAAGUGAAACGAGUGAUUGGAGUAGGUCUUUUGUGCAGUCAGGCAUCACCAAUGCUAAGGCCAUCAAUGUCACGUGUGGUGGCAAUGCUUUCAGGAGAUGCUGAAGUGAGCACUAUAACUUCAAGGCCAGGAUACUUGAGUGAUUGGAAAUUCGAUGACAAAACCAGCUUUAUGAGUGAUGUUAAGACCGACAGAACUGAUACUGGCCUAUACAACAUUGCAACAAGCACAAGCAUGUUUGGUGAUUCACAACCUUCACCAGUGCUUGCAACUGUACCUAUGCUACAUGAUGCUGUUGGAGAAUAGACCACAAUUGGUUCUUGCUUUAUUUUCUUCUUUCUUUCUUAUGUAUCCUAGUUCUUUUUCUUUUUGAUGAUAAAUAAAAAAAAAAAAAAAAAAAAUUCUCAUAUUCUUUAACUCCGGAUCUUGUAUGUCAUAUCAUAUGGAGAUCCAGUUGCUUGUAUAUUACAAAUUCUCCUUUCUUUC